Molecule: messenger RNA, 717 nt
Organism: Eremothecium sinecaudum
Lineage: Eukaryota; Fungi; Ascomycota; Saccharomycetes; Saccharomycetales; Saccharomycetaceae
Gene: TOA1
Product: transcription initiation factor IIA large subunit
Exons: 1
Coding region: 1-717 (238 amino acids)
Biological process (GO): transcription initiation at RNA polymerase II promoter; transcription by RNA polymerase II
Cellular component (GO): transcription factor TFIIA complex
Source: RefSeq, a predicted model, not a curated record
AUGUCAAAUAUUGAAGCAGCUAAGGUGUACGAGGAGGUUGUGGAAGAUGUAAUUAAUGAGGUCAGACAGGACUUUGAAAAUGCAGGGAUAGAUGAACAGACUUUACAGGAUUUGAGGAGAAUAUGGCAAUUAAAGCUUAGCGAAUCACGUGUAGCUAGGUUUACUUGGGACCCUGAGACGAUUGACCAAGCGCAUCGUGGCGAUAGGGUAAAGGCGCCUGUCGGUAGUUUAACUCAAGCACAUGUGUCGACAGACAACAGCAAUGGAGCAAAUAGUAGCAAUCUGCAGAUCCCCGGAAUGAUGAUAAAAGAAGACUCUAAUGAUUUAAGUACCAUGGAGCAGGCUGCAUCUGUGAAUAACGGUUCGCAAGGCCAGGGAGACAGAGAUGACACCAAGGAGCUGAAGCAGACAAUGGAAUUAACCUUAGAUGACCCAGAAGGUGACAUAGCAGAGCAACUGAAGCAGCAGGCCAAGCAAGCCAAGAAAUCAGCACUUCUGGAGACAGACGAGAUUAACAGCGAUCUGGAUGAUUCGGAUGAUGAGUACGUGAAUUUUGGAGAAGAAGGCGAUGGUAAAGACGUGAAUAUCAUGUUGUGCUUAUAUGAAAAAGUGCUUAGGGUUAAAAAUAAAUGGAAGUGCAAUCUGAAAGAUGGGAUAGCGACCAUCAAUAACAAGGAUUAUGCAUUCCAAAAGUCGCAAGGUGAGAGUGAGUGGUAA